ACCCGCCCCCUCCCCACGCAGAUAUCUGGGACCCCGGGAAGAACCCAGUGAUGCUGUUUCUGCAUGGUGGGUCCCACAUGGAAGGCACCGGGAACAUGUUGGAUGGCUCUGUCCUGGCCACCUACGGCAACGUCAUUGUAGCCACACUCAACUACCGGCUUGGGGUGCCUGGUUUUCUCAGCACUGGGGACCAGGCUGCAAAAGGCAACUACGGGCUCGUGGACCAGAUCCAGGCCCUGUGCUGGCUCAGUGAGAACAUUGCCCACUUUGGCGGCGACCCCGAGCGCAUCACCAUCUUCGGAUCUUGGGCAGGGGCCUCCUGUGUCAACAUUCUGAUCCUCUCCCACCAUUCGGAAGGGCUGUUCCAGAAGGCCAUCGCCCAGAGUGGCACUGCUAUCUCUAGCUGGUCUGUCAACUACCAGCCUCUCAAGUACAUGCGGCUGCUGGCGGCCAAGGUGGGCUGUGACCGGGAGGACAGCGCCGAGGCCGUGGAGUGUCUGUGCCGGAAGCCUUCUCGGGAGCUGGUGGACAAGGACAUACAGCCCGCCCGCUACCAUAUCGCCUUUGGGCCCGUGGUGGACGGUGACAUGGUCCCCGAUGACCCUGAGAUCCUCAUGCAGCAGGGAGAAUUCCUCAACUAUGACAUGCUCAUCGGUCUCAACCAGGGAGAGGGCCUCAAGUUCGUGGAGGACUCGGCGGAGAGCGAGGACGGCGUGUCCGCCAGCGCCUUCGACUUCACCAUCUCCAACUUUGUGGACAACCUGUAUGGCUACCCGGAGGGCAAGGAUGUGCUGCGGCAGACCAUCAAGUUUAUGUACACGGACUGGGCCGACAGGGACAAUGGCGAGAUGUGGCGCAAGACCCUGCUGGCGCUCUUUACUGGCCACCAGUGGGUGGCACCGGCUGUGGCCACCGCCAAGUUGCACGCUGACUACCAGUCCCCUGUCUACUUUUACACCUUCUACCACCACUGCCAGGCUGAGAGCCGGCCCGAGUGGGCAGAUGCAGCGCACGGGGAUGAGCUACCCUACGUCUUUGGUGUGCCCAUGGUGGGUGCCACCGACCUCUUCCCCUGCAACUUCUCCAAGAAUGAUGUCAUGCUCAGCGCCGUGGUCAUGACCUACUGGACCAACUUCGCCAAGACCGGCGACCCCAACCAGCCGGUGCCACAGGACACCAAGUUCAUCCACACCAAGCGCAACCGCUUCGAGGAGGUGGUGUGGAGCAAGUUCAACAGCAAGGAGAAGCAGUACCUGCACAUCGGCUUGAAGCCGCGCGUGCGCGCCAACUACCGCGCCAACAAGGUGGCCUUCUGGCUGGAGCUCGUGCCGCACCUGCACAACCUGCACACGGAGCUCUUCACCACCACCACGCGCCUCCCUCCCUACGCCACGUGCUGGCCGCCGCGCCCGCCCCCUGGUGCCCCCGGCACUCGCCGCCCCCCGCCUCCGGCCACCCUGCAGCCCGAGCCCAAGCCCGAGCCGGGCCCCCAGGCCUACGACCGCUUCCCCGGGGACUCCCGAGACUACUCCACGGAGCUCAGCGUCACCGUGGCCGUGGGCGCCUCCCUCCUCUUCCUCAACAUCCUUGCCUUCGCCGCCCUCUACUACAAGCGGGACCGGCGGCAGGAGCUGCGGUGCAGGCGGCUCAGCCUACCCCCCCGUCCCGGCGGCUCGGGCACCGGCGUGCCCGGCGGGGGCACCCUGCUCCCUGCUGCCGGCCGUGAGCUGCCACCCGAGGAGGAGCUGGUGUCGCUGCAGCUGAAGCGGGGGGGCGUCGGGGCGGAACCUGCGGAGGCCCUGCGCCCCUGCCCGCCCGACUACACCCUGGCCCUGCGCCGGGCGCCGGACGAUUUGCCACUCUUGGCCCCCGGGGCCCUGACCCUGCUGCCCAGCGGCCUGGGGCCACCACCUCCCCCGCCGCCCCCCUCCCUGCAUCCCUUUGGGCCCUUCCCCCCGCCUCCCCCCACCGCUACCAGCCACAACAACACGCUCCCCCAUCCCCACUCCACCACUCGGGUAUAGGGGGCGGCUCGGGGAAGCCCCCCUCCCCGGCCCUCCCGGCCAGCUCAGAAGGCAGGGAGGAGGACUUGGCGACAGGCUUUUGUCGUGUGGAGCUGUGACACAUCGAGGAGCUUUAGGUGGACAUGGGUUUCCUCGCCGGGAUGUGUGCGCUUCUCCCUCGCGGAGUGGCCCGUUCUCUUCUCUAGACCCGGGCCUUUGAACAACUGGGGGGGUGUUUUUUCCCCUCUGUCGUCUGGACACCCGUCUUUGGUGUGUGGAGACGUGGAAGUAUUUUCCCACGUGGAGGUGUGCUUUCUCACGAGGGGGUGAGAAACCAUGUGCAGGGUGAGGUUUUUUUUUGCCGCCCUGGACACAUGUUGGCUCCCCCAAAGAAUUUCUGUGGGGAUUUGUGCCCCCACCUCCUCCCUCCUCCCACCCCCUGGAGACCCUGGAAGUGGUGUGUUCACAAACAGCGACCCUUGGCCACCGGACGACGCAGGGUGGUGCCUGGGAAGUAGCGAGGAAAUCACAGCCCCCCUGCCCUGCCCCCAGCCCUCCCGCCCCAGCGAAGCAUGUGUAUCCCCCGUGGCACAAGUGAGGUGAAGCACGGUCUCCCCCGGGCAGGCCUCGCCUUCCACAGAUGACAGACACACAUUCCCUGCCACGGGGAAGAGAGGAGAUCUUGCAUCCCUGUGGUGCCUGGGAACUUGUCUUCCCCUGGGUCCAGGAUGCAUUUCUGAGUGGAAACAUGUUCUUGCAUGUGGAUGUACGUUUUCCCAUGCAGACAACCCCUUUCUCUCCAGCACUUCCCUGCAUUUUAGGGCCUCAGGCCCAGCACUUAACUUCUCACACAGCAGGUGUGAAAGGACUUCAAACUGACAGAAGCUGAGGGGGAGGGACAAACCCUGAGGAGAUGAACAGACCCUAAGCUCUGCCCUUCCUUCCCCUAGAGUUCGGGGGGUGGGGUGGGGUGGGGGGCUGCGUGGCACCUGCCACCCACAGAGGCCGUGCAUGUUUGACCAAAGCCCUCACCGCGGUCUGAGGGCAGCCCUUCUUCCCUCAGUCCUCAGACCGUCGCUCAUCCGUGCCAAACUGCUGAGGUGGGUUUGAGGGGCGAAGACCCCCCAAAACUUGCCAAGGAUUCCUCAGCCCUGGGCCAGGGCAGGUAGGAUACAGGAGAGGGGGAGGUGGCAGCUAAAGGGGUCCCGCCUGCGUCCCUCUUCUCGCCAUGUCUCAUCCCUCCCUCUCUGCCCCUGUUUUCCCUCCCCCCUUUGCCAUCCCCCUCUGAAGACAUCCCUUCCUGGUCUCAAGCCAGCUUCUCCCCUCAGCUGCCCACCCCCUCCUUUGACCUGCAUCCUCUCCCCUGGGCCCCCAGGGCUGAAGGAAAGGAGCAGUGGAGGGGGGAGGGGAGGAGAGCAGGGGAGAAAGUCUUCCCCGGACAGGUUGGGGGAGAGAACGGGGUCAGCUGUACUGAGGAACAGAUGGAGGGGGCAGUGGGGGACAGCGCUUGGGCAGACACCAGCAGGAAGAAUUUGAUUUGAAAGGAUGUGUGUAAGGUGACUGCCCAAAGAGAAACGGUUUGGGCCUCUGGGGAAAGGAACAAUGUCGGGAAGCGUUUCAAGGGACACCAGCCGAGAAGGAGCCAAUCCUCGUCUGCUGGCAUUUUGUGGGUUCAUUAGUGCCAAAUUUGAAUAAGGGGUGGAGUGCUGUCUUCCACUGACCCCCAAAUCCCUGGUCUUGGCUCCCCAGAACUUUGCCUCCUGACUGUCCCUUCUGCCCCCACCUCCACCCAUGGAAACUUAGUUCUUUUCCCACCCCUUCCCCUGCCUGGUCUAGCUCCUUUCCAAACAGCCCUGCCUUCUAAAUGCUAGGGACCUGGGCCCUGAACCCUGUAGACAGAUGCCCCCCAAACUGGGGCAUGGGAGGGGGGCUGGAGGACCCCAUGAUUCAGGCACGGACUCCAAUGCCCAGCCCCUGUCCCCAGAAAAAUUCCUUGACAAUCCCAUGUCCCCACCCCAACCCUUCGCGGCUCUGUACACAUUUUUAAACCUGGCAAAAGAUGAAGAGAAUAUUGUAAAUUGUCGGAGUCCAGCUCCAACGAGUCCAGGUAAACCUGAGGGAUGGACGGCGUCGGCGAAGGAAACAAGACCUGACACCCUUUGUAGAUGUCAGCACGUCAAGCACAAAUUUAUUUUUCAGAGCAGGUAUUUAUAUAUAGGCAGGUUUCAUCAUCAUGUACAAAAUCAAAACAUCUCAACAUGCUCUAACCUCAAAAUAUUUUUGUCAGUUUUCUGAAAAUGUCCCCAGUUUCUAGAUGUACUAACAAGAUAAUUCCCCAAGUUCUCAUUAGUUGCAGGUUAUUUUCUAAUAGUUAAGCCAAGCUAUUAUGAAAGUCUUUAAUACAGAAGUGCAAUCUUCGUGUUCUUUCUGCAUGGGCAAGUUUUUUUUUUUUAAAAACAUCUUUAUUGGGGUAUAAUUGCUUUACAAUGGUGUGUUAGUUUCUGCUUUAUAACAAAGUGAAUCAGUUAUACAUAUACAUAUGUUCCCAUAUCUCUUCCCUCUUGCGUCUCCCUCCCUCCCACCCCUCCAGGCGGUCACAAAGCACCGAGCUGAUCUCCCUGUGCUAUGCGGCUGCUUCCCACUAGCCAUCUACCUUACGUUUGGUAGUGUAUAUAUGUCCGUGCCUCUCUCUCGCUUUGUCACAGCUCACCCUUCCCUCUCCCCAUAUCCUCAAGUCCGUUCUCCAGCAGGUCUGUGUCUUUAUUCCUCUCUUACCCCUAGGUUCUUCAUGACACUUUUUUUCCUUAAAUGCAUGGGCAAGUUUUUUGAAUAGUGCCUUAAAAAUAUUUACAAUAUAUCCUACAGUUCCUGUGUACCUGACUCCACUAGUAGCACUUACAAUACCUCCUACGCUCCUGUUUAUCACCUGGCAAUUGUUGCCAGAGUAUUAACCUUUCUUUAUAGUGGACCCAUAUGAAAGCAAAAUCAUCAACAACCCCUUCGUAGGGCCACUGUUGUUCAAUUGGGGGUGUUUUUCAUAGGAACA
Messenger RNA from Orcinus orca (killer whale), 5049 nucleotides. Its product is annotated as neuroligin-2-like. Gene Ontology annotation, cellular component: postsynaptic specialization membrane; synapse; cell surface. The record is from RefSeq and is a predicted model, not a curated record. NCBI's taxonomy places the organism in Eukaryota, Metazoa, Chordata, Mammalia, Artiodactyla, Delphinidae. Gene Ontology annotation, molecular function: neurexin family protein binding; signaling receptor activity. Gene Ontology annotation, biological process: neuron cell-cell adhesion; modulation of chemical synaptic transmission; chemical synaptic transmission.